Cyprinus carpio (common carp) is the source of this 3221-nucleotide messenger RNA. Its product is annotated as protein FAM184A-like. Lineage: Eukaryota; Metazoa; Chordata; Actinopteri; Cypriniformes; Cyprinidae. The record is from RefSeq and is a predicted model, not a curated record.
CAGCAUUACUACAACCCCGCUGGCAGCGCUUCGACGGGGAAAUAUAACAGCACCUCCACUUCAACAUCCACCAGCACGUCCUUCCCGUCCGGUUUAUCCCUCGAAUACACGCAGGACCUCCAUCUGAAGAUGAGCAAGAAGAUAGCGCAGCUGACCAAGGUGAUCUAUGCCCUCAACACCAAGAAUGACGAGCAUGAAGCGGCCAUCCAGACCCUGAAGGAAGCCCACGAGGAGGAGGUGCAGCAGAUCCUCUCGGACACACGGGAGGAGAAGAUCAUGCAGUACAAGAGCAAGAUCAGCGAUGAGAUGGACUUGAAGCAGCGCAUUCAGUCUCUGGAGGAGUCCAUGGAGCUGCACGAGCGGAUGAAGCGCCAGGCCCUGGCGGAGUUUGAGACAUACCGCCAGAGGGUGGAGGACAUGCAGCUGUGCACGGAGGCACAGCACACGCAGCGCGUGGUCACCAUGUCCCGAGAGGUGGAGGAAAUGCGACGCUCUUUCGAGGAGAAACUCCGCUCCUUUGGACAGUUGCAGGCCCAGUUUGAGCAGGAGAAACAGCAGGCUCUUGAGGAGCUACGUGCUGCACAUCGGCAGGAGGUUCAAGAUCUGCUUCGUUCACACCAAAGCCUGAAUGCCAACUACAGCAAAGACCAGGAGAAACUGGGACAGCUUCAUAAAGCGGAGGUGGAUUCACUGAGUGAAAGGGUCGAGGAACUGAAACAGGACAAGAAGCGUCUGGUGGAGGAAUACGAGGCCAAACUAAAUAAAGCCCAGGCCUUCUACGAACGGGAACUGGAGGCCAUGAAGCGCACGCAGCAGAUGACUGCAGAGAACCUGCUGGCCUGGAAGAAGACCGAAGCGGAGCUGAGGAAGGAGUUCCAGGCACAGGAAGCGGCGUUGCAGAAGACUCUGGGGAAGCUGCGCAGCGAACUGCAGCGGGUGCAGGAGGAGGCCAGGGAGAGCAGGGAGAAAUCCCACAAACUGCAGGCCUCCCUCAUUGCUGCGGAGAACAACAUCAAGGAGCUGCAUAAACAGUUGGAGGAGGUGACUAAGGACACGGAGAUCGUGGAAAUCAGGCAGAGGGAGUCUGAGUGUGAGCUGGAGGCAUCCAGAGACAGAGUGCAACAGCAGGCCACAGAGAUCCUGCUCAAAGCUAGUCAGAUCGGAAGCCUGCAGGCCACCCAGAUGACUCACGAGGCGGUCAUUCGGGAUCUGGAAUCGGAAAAGUCUCGUCUGAAGGACAAGGUGCUGCGUCUGGAGGAGGAAAGAGGGGCGCUGCAGAAGAAAUGUCAGACGCUGGACGAGAGGCAGAGACAGCAGAUCCUCUCCCUGGAGAAGUCAAUUCGAGAAGAGAAGCAGAUCUAUGAGAAGGAGCUCAUGAACUUGCGUGCCAAAUAUGAAGAGGACACUGCUCACUUUAAGGAUGCCCACAGCCGGGCGUUGGACGAGAUCUCCAGGAAGCACCGGGCAGCUCUGGAGAACACGCAGAGCUUCUCUGAGAAAGAGAAGAACCGACUCCUGUCCGAAAUGGAGGAACAGUUUGAGAAGGAACGUAGCUCUCUAGAGGAACAGAAGAGCCUUUUACGAGAGGAACUGGAAAGUCUUCGAGAGGAGCUCACAGCCAAACUCAGCAUGGCCAACAGUGAGGUGAGUCGACUCCAGGAGCUGAUGAAGCAGGGAGAGCAGGGACUCAGUUCUGCUGAGGGACACAUCUCCAAUCUGAAGGACGCCCAGAAGAAGCUUCUAGAAGAGCUGGAUGCCACGCGAGCCAGACUCAGAGAGACCAGCAAUCUCUUAACAGCCCUUCAGGGAGAGAUGGAGACUCAGAAACAACAGCAUGAUGCCAAACUCAUCGCUACCAAAGAGGAAGAGAAGCUCAAAAUGGAUAAGAUGGCCCUGGAGCUUGAGCUGAAGUGGACCGAGACGCUCAGGCAAGAGUGUAAGAAACUGCGUAUUUCCUUGCUGAAACAGAGCCUGGAGAUGCAGCUUUCCCAAUCCCAGCAUUCCCUGCAGCAGCUGCAGGCACAGUUCAGUCGGCGAGAGCACCUGGGACAGCAGCUGCAGGAAAUGGAGCUGGAGCAUCAGCGCAGGGAGCAGCGGCUGCAGGAAGCCCACUGCUGCGCUAUACAGGACAUGCAGGAAGCCCGCCAGCACGACCUCAAGGUAACCGCAACAAAACCAUCUCCCACCUGUCUCACGCAGAGAGAGACCGCUCUGACCUCAUCCCUGCGUUCCGAGCUGAACCAUCUUCACGCAUCAGCCAUUGAACAUAUAAAUGCGUCAAAAACCCCAUCAACAGGAAACAGUGGCUGCCAACGAACUGGAGAACGCUCUAGAAAAAGCAGAGUAAAGGAACGUGAGCUUCUGAGUCGCAUCUCAGAUCUGCAAGAGGAGGUCAGUCGCAGGAAGAAGCACAUUGCCGAUCUGGACCACGAGAUUCACACCCUGAAUGAGAACAUCAGCACUUUGACCAAGGAGCUGGAACUCAAGGGCAAAGAGGUUUUGAAGAUCCGUAGUGAGGCCAAUCAGCAGAUCAGAGCUCAUGAGCAGGACCUGUGUAAGAAACACGAGCGGGAGAUGGCCGAGCUGAAUGCUCUCCAAAAAAAGAACAUGCUGUCAGACUUCAACAAGGCCCAGGAACUGCUGAAGGACAAGAUCUCCGCCCUGCAGAUCCUGUUGGAGGGAACAGAAGAAAAAUUCCGGAACAGAGAGAGCAGGCCCGAAGAUCUGCAGACAAUAGCCGAACUGAAGGACAUGGUGGCCGAGAGAGAAUCUUUGGUCAAGAAACUGGUGGAUGAUAAAAAGUUUUACCAGCUAGAGCUGGUCAACAGAGAGACCAACUUCAACAAAAUAUUCAACACAAACCCAAAUGUUGGUGUCAUUAACCCUCUUGUCAAGCAAAAGCGAAAGAACGACAAAUCAGCCACCCGAUUCAGCAGCUCGGCCAAUCUUAGGGCCAAUGUGGAGGCUUCCGGGACAGGGAGCGGCCAGCCCCAGCCCAACCGCCUCGAACCCAUCCCCAACUCCCCCAUUCACCAGCUGGAGCCUAACACGAGCAAACCCCUGCCCCCACCAACCCCUCUCACCGAAGCCAAGAAAUUGACGAGCCCUCCUGAAGGAGAAGAAUCACCCAUCACCUCUCCAGACCCCCAGAGACAAGAAUGGUUCGCUCAGUACUUCUCCUUCUGACUUUUGCAAUUAAAGAGCAUGUUGACCAAACCAAA